Molecule: messenger RNA, 666 nt
Organism: Striga asiatica
Lineage: Eukaryota; Viridiplantae; Streptophyta; Magnoliopsida; Lamiales; Orobanchaceae
Source: the annotation of a GenBank genome assembly
AUGGCAUUUCCAAAUUCAAGUAUGAAAUUCUCAGGCCAUGGGAUGAAAGCAAAAAAAGAAGUAAUUCGUGGUGAAAUAUUUAAAGAUUCCCAACAAAUCAUGAGGUCAAAAAUCUUGAUGGAGGGGGGUAACGGUCAGCUCAUAAUCCCCAAGAAAACCCGAGAAGUUAAAGUUGCCACGCUCGUUCGUUUUUCCCUCGACUUUCUCGGUUUUCCAUUCUUUGAGCAACUUGUCCACCGUGUCGCCACUUGGGAGGUUUUCGAAAUCGUAGUCCGAUCAAGUUCUGAGCUGAUAUCGACCUCGGUCAUCCAAACCCGGAAACCAAAGGUCGCCAGCUUGUCAAUCGUGCCCCGGAUAAGUGCUGGGUUCGGGUCGGCCACGCAGCCUCUCCACGUAGCGAUCCACCGUACACCUGGCGUCGCAAGUCUCCAUCACACUGAACUCGUUCAUGAAAAGGCGGGCCCGUGGGCUGGCCUCCUGGGCCGCCCGGUAGAACUCCAGGCUGGCGUUCGGGCCCAGUCUCGGCCCGUAGAAAUCCCACGGCAGCAUCUCGUUGUCCACAUCCCAGCCCACGAACUCAUCCUCGUUUUUCGACAUCACGCUUUGUAUUCUCGAUUUGACGGCCGAUUUCUGCUCGUGUGGGCCCGUCAGGUUCUUGACCCAUGA